GCCGCUCCCAGCCACCGCCGAGCCGCGGACGCAGGACCGGAGGCUCGCUCCUGCGGCGCGCUUGUUUUCCUGCUGCCGCCUCGCCCUGCGCAGCCCCCGCCCGCCCGAACGCCGCGCUCCGCUCAGCCCCGCCCGCCAUCCGUGCCCUGCGCUGGAUUUAUGAAUGGGGGGAAGAGGCCACAUGCCGCCGCCGCCGCCUCGAGUUGACCGCACGCAGCCCGGGCCCGCGGAGCUCCGGCUGCCGUGAGAGCGUCGGCCCGGCCCAGGCAGCCGCUCCGAGGACUUGUUGCUGCUGCGCUGCCGCUGCCGCGGGGAAGCCGGCGGCUCGGCGCGGUCUGGGAGCCGGAGGGUGGCCGGAGUGAGUGUGAGCACGCGCGCGCCCGGACCCUCGCAGUGCGCCUGCACUGUGCGCUUCCUUGUCUUUUGAGGGGUAAAAAGGGGGGCGUGUCCCGGGCCGCGAGCGUCUGAGAGUCCGGCCCUAGCUGGGGAGCGUGUGUGUGUUUGCCCCUGCCUCCCCGGGCCCCUCGCUUGGGUCCUCGGCUGACCUUUUCCCAUCCUGCCUCCCUCCCCGGCCCUGCCUACCCAAACCCCAACCACCUGUGCACCCGAGAAACCCAACUCCUCCCGCUCCGCGCCCCGGGGGGGAGGCAGGGGCAGGGCUGCACCGCAGAGGGGGCCGCCGCAGCCUCCUGCCUCCUCCUCGUCUCCUCCCCCUCCCUCGUCUGACGCUGCCUCCUCGGGAAGGGUGUUUGGAGGGCAGCGGCCGCCCCAAGCCGAAGCCCCGCAGCGCUUCUUAUGAUCAGCUCGGUGUGUGUCUCCUCCUACCGCGGGCGCAAGUCGGGGAAUAAGCCUCCGUCCAAAACAUGUCUGAAGGAGGAGAUGGCCAAGGGCGAGGCGUCGGAGAAGAUCAUCAUCAACGUGGGCGGCACGCGACAUGAGACCUACCGCAGCACCCUGCGCACCCUACCGGGCACCCGCCUCGCUUGGCUGGCCGAUCCCGACGGCAGGGGCCGGCCCGAGUCCGAUGGCGGUGGUGCGGGCAGCAGCGGCAGCAGCGGCGGCGGGGGCUGCGAGUUCUUCUUCGACCGGCACCCGGGCGUCUUCGCUUACGUGCUCAACUACUACCGCACCGGCAAGCUGCACUGCCCCGCCGACGUGUGCGGGCCGCUCUUCGAGGAGGAGCUCACCUUCUGGGGCAUCGACGAGACCGACGUGGAGCCCUGCUGCUGGAUGACCUACCGGCAGCACCGCGACGCCGAGGAGGCGCUCGACAUCUUCGAGAGCCCGGACGGAGGCGGCGGAGGCGCGGGGCCCCGCGACGAGGCCGGCGACGAUGAGCGGGAGCUGGCCCUGCAGCGCCUGGGGCCCCACGAGGGAGGCGCAGGCCCCGGCGCCGGGUCCGGGUCCUGCCGCGGCUGGCAACCCCGCAUGUGGGCGCUCUUCGAGGACCCUUACUCCUCCCGGGCGGCCAGGGUGGUGGCCUUUGCCUCUCUCUUCUUCAUCCUGGUCUCCAUCACCACCUUCUGCCUGGAGACCCACGAGGCCUUCAACAUCGACCGCAACGUGACGGAGAUCCACCGUGUGGGGAAUACCACCAGCGUGCACUUCCGGCGGGAGGUGGAGACAGAGCCCAUCCUGACUUACAUCGAGGGCGUGUGUGUGCUGUGGUUCACGCUGGAGUUCCUGGUGCGCAUCGUGUGCUGCCCUGACACGCUGGACUUCGUCAAGAACCUGCUCAACAUCAUCGACUUCGUGGCCAUCCUGCCCUUCUACCUGGAGGUGGGGCUGAGCGGCCUGUCGUCUAAGGCGGCCCGUGACGUGCUGGGCUUCCUGCGCGUGGUGCGCUUCGUGCGCAUCCUGCGCAUCUUUAAGCUCACGCGCCACUUUGUGGGUUUGCGAGUGCUGGGCCACACCCUGCGUGCCAGCACCAAUGAGUUCCUGCUGCUCAUCAUCUUCCUGGCGCUGGGCGUGCUUAUUUUUGCCACCAUGAUCUACUACGCUGAGCGCAUCGGCGCCAGGCCCUCUGACCCGCGGGGCAACGACCACACCGACUUCAAGAACAUCCCCAUUGGCUUCUGGUGGGCCGUGGUCACCAUGACGACGCUGGGCUACGGGGACAUGUACCCCAAGACGUGGUCGGGCAUGCUGGUGGGGGCGCUGUGUGCGCUGGCUGGCGUGCUCACUAUUGCCAUGCCCGUGCCCGUCAUUGUCAACAACUUCGGCAUGUACUACUCCCUGGCCAUGGCCAAGCAGAAGCUGCCCAAGAAACGAAAGAAGCAUGUGCCACGGCCGCCCCAGCUCGAGUCGCCCAUUUACUGCAAGUCCGAGGAGUCCUCGCCCCGGGACAGCACCUACAGUGACACCAGCCCCCCUGCCCUGGAGGAGGGAAUGGUCGAGAGGAAACGGGCAGACUCCAAGCAGAAUGGCGAUGCCAAUGCGGUGCUGUCAGACGAGGAGGGAGCUGGCCUCACCCAGCCCCUGGCCUCCGCCCCCUCCCCUGAGGAACGCCGGGCCCUGCGACGCUCUGGCACUCGAGACAGAAACAAGAAGGCAGCUGCUUGCUUCCUGCUCAGCGCUGGGGACUAUGCCUGUGCCGAUGGUAGUGUCCGGAAAGAGACCUGCCAAGACGCCCUCUCGUCCAACUAUGCCCAGGCUGAAGUCCUCACCCUCUCUUAAAGCGGCACCAGCGUGAGAGAGACAGGCAGAGAGACAGAAAGCCAGAGGCUUAGGGAACUCUGGAACCCAGGCAAGAAUCUUUCGCUGGGAAAGACUCAGAUAUCCGUGAUUGCACAGGACUGAUGGAAAACUUCCCAUGUGACCCUCGGGGCCUGGAGCCAUCCGGGUCUGACGUUCUGUUCUGUUGUACAUUGAAGAGAUAUAUAUGCACAUAUAGUAUCUAUAUUCAUACAUACUGUACUCUUGUGUGUAGUGCACGUGCUGUCGGUGGUCUGUCUUCUUUGUUAGGCUAUGUCUCCCCAAGCCCUUGCCCCCCCGCCCCGAGACCCCCAGUCCCUUCCCCUUUACUGAUUCCUUGUUUCUGCUGAACGUGUGUGUGGAAUGUCCCAGGAAAAGUGUACCUGGGAACUACCAGUCCAGCUGGGUGGUCCCAGGCUAGACUGUCCCUUUUGGGGGCGUUUCUCCAGUGGGCCAGUGGCCUGUGGAAGGCCAGAUUGUCCCCCAGGGUCACUGUUCCACUAGCCCCAUCCCACCCCAGAUUGGGGUUCUACCUCCCACCCACGCCCCGGUUGUGGGGGGCCUGCCGGGGGCUCCCCUGCAGCUUCUUCCGCUCCUUCCUCCCCCUUAGCUGUGUCCUUGACUGAGGGGGCGUUUCGUCCUUUUUUGUUUUUUGGCUUUUUGUUCUGUCUCCUUCGUCCAUUUGUUUUCAAAGAUGCUGCUGGGCAGACGGGCAGGGAAGGGGUCUGUCUGCCCAUCUGGCUCAGGGGCCUGAGGAAGGCUCGGGCGAGUGGAGACCAGUUGCAAUACUGUACUUCCUGGCCGGUGGCCAGAGGAUGCGUGCAAUAGCAGAGGCCAGGGGACCCCUUCGACCUUGGCCUCUGCCCCUCCCUCGGCCUCUCUCCCCAUCCCCGAGCCCACCCUGUCCGUCCCUAGUGUUGUUCAGUCGUUUUCUAAAGCUGUCCCCUCGUGUGUGUCUGAGGCAUGCCCGGGCUGGCCCUGCCACCCUGUCCGCAUGCCUGGAUUGUCGUGCUGUGCUCGAGCUCCAAUAAAGACAUCUGGAGCGU
This is a messenger RNA of Ceratotherium simum simum (southern white rhinoceros), 3740 nucleotides long. It is a transcript of the gene KCNC4, whose product is annotated as potassium voltage-gated channel subfamily C member 4. Gene Ontology annotation, cellular component: presynaptic membrane; neuronal cell body membrane; dendrite membrane. The record is from RefSeq and is a predicted model, not a curated record. Lineage: Eukaryota; Metazoa; Chordata; Mammalia; Perissodactyla; Rhinocerotidae. Gene Ontology annotation, molecular function: delayed rectifier potassium channel activity; protein binding. Gene Ontology annotation, biological process: action potential; protein homooligomerization; potassium ion transmembrane transport.